AUGGCGCCUACUGACGCCGACGAGACGGAGCGCGUCGGAUUCGUGCUGCAGAAACUUUCAAUCUCGCCGACGCUUUAUGAGGCACCGAAUCGACCAGAGCCAGCAGCAGAGCACUCCUCGCCUGGCUCGGUCGGGUCAGCGCCCGACUGCGAUCGACUGGCCUCCAGUUCGAACCCAGGUGGGCCUGCUGCCGGCCGCGAUGGCUCGCCAGAGCUGCCGGGCUUGCCCAGCCUCGCUGGCGCCUUUGGCGAGGCUGGGGUGGCUGCUGGGCAUGACGACAUCGCAGCAAUGACCUCCACGCUGCGGAACAUCCGACUGGGGCUCGCACAGGAAGCCGCAGCGACCCGCGUUCAGCGGGCGAUGCGCGCGUUCCUGCUGCGCAAGGGCACCAUCAUCAUCACGAUCCUCAUCACCAAGAUACAGGCCGCUGCGCGCGGCCUCAACACUCGCACUUCUCUGAACAACUUCUUCAAGGCCUGCCCGCCCAGCGGGCGCACUGCCGACCUCUUCCUCAGCCGCGUCUACGUGCGCGACUGCCACGGAACCAACGGGUUCUGCAACCAACACGAGGUCAACGGAGAGCAGCUGAGCCUGCCUCCGCCCUCGUCCCCCUUCACCUCCGGUGAGUCGCCCUGCCCCAGUCGUCCAGAGCACGUCGACCUCUGGCGAGUCAGCCGGUCACUUGAUGACGACCUGAAGAGCAAGAAGAAGACAAGGCAAAACGACAAGAAGCGCGCCAAGGCCAAAGCAGCGGCUAUCGCCGCUGCAGCGGCCGAGGAGGCUGCUGCAAAGGCGGCUGCUCAGGCGGCCGCUCAGGCCGCUCAGGCGGCCGCUCUCGGACGGUACAGGUUGGUCAACGCUUGGUUCUAUCCACGCGGCGACUGGUACACCUUCUACUGGGAUGGCAGCUCGGCCGACAAGGUCGCAAGGCGCGCUACCUACCCGACGCUCGAGCACGACGACCACGACCCCGGCCCCCUCGCAGAGCGCAUCAGGCGCGACAAGCGCGAGGCGUCCCACCGCUCCUCCGACGACUCCUCCUCCGACCGCGACUCGUGCGGCACCGGCUCCACUAGCGAGGCGAAUGACAUAUUCGACACCCUCGAAGUACGAAGACCAUCUCGGCUACGGUUCCGACUCCGGCUCCGGCUGGUAGUCGACAAGCUGCCGAGCGCAAAUCACUCUGUGUGA
Molecule: messenger RNA, 1191 nt
Organism: Emiliania huxleyi CCMP1516
Lineage: Eukaryota; Haptophyta; Isochrysidales; Noelaerhabdaceae
Exons: 2
Coding region: 1-1191 (396 amino acids)
Molecular function (GO): protein binding
Source: RefSeq, a predicted model, not a curated record